UCGUCCGGUCCGGAGUCCGGUGGUAAUAUUUUUUUCGUCGUAACCUGACCACCCGCUCGCCUCAGCAGCCCUCCUCUCUGGACGACGGCCUGACGCCCAAUUCAUCUGCCAUAACGCUCGGGUCGGUUAGGAGAAAAUGAGGUUUCCAAGCUUACUGAGAGCUUCCAAUUUUCUCCGCAGACUUCAGGGAUUGGACUCCUGCUCCACUUCGACUUCGUCGUCUCCUAUUCUAUUGAAGUUGCCAUUGCAAUCGAUAAAAUCGAGCUUCUCUGCCGCUCCAACUCGUCAAUACUCUACCGAAACCACUGUCCACCUUUCGCCAGAUAUCCUUAAGAUAAUGGAACAAAGCAUGAUGGCGAUAGAGCUGAGAAGUGCUUUUCUUAAUGAUCAAAUUAACCAGCCAACAGCCACAUCAAUUGAGUAUUCAAGAGCCAACAAGGAGCUCCGGAAACUUGGGAGCUCUUUGGAACUAAUUAAGGAAGUGAGGGCCAAAAGGAAGGAGAUUGAAAGCCUGAAGUCAUUAAUGUCUGACUGUUCCGAAGAUAAAGAUAUGUGUGACAUAGCAUCUGAGGAAUUAGCUGAAGCUGUUGAGGAAGAGGAAAGGUUGUUGCAUUUAUUGCUUAAAUCUUUGCUCCCAAAGGAUGAUGCUGAUGAAAGGGAUUGUAUUCUUGAGGUGAGAGCAGGGACUGGAGGAGAAGAGGCAUCUUUAUUUGCAAUGGAUAUAUUCAAGAUGUAUGAGAAAUACUCCCAGAAAAAGGGAUGGAGAUUUGAAGUUAUUGACAUAAUGGAGUCUGAUUUGAAAGGUUACAAGGAAGCUAGUGGAACAGUGUCUGGAAGUGGCGUAUACGGGAAGCUCAAGUUUGAGAGUGGCAUUCAUAGGGUUCAGCGAGUGCCUGUAACAGAGAAGUCAGGGCGUGUCCAUACUAGUGCAGUAUCAGUUGCUAUACUUCCUCAGGCUGAUGAGGUUGACGUGCAGCUACGUAAUGAGGAUCUGAGGGUCGAUACAUACAGAUCCGGCGGAAGCGGUGGCCAGUCUGUAAACACGACAAACAGUGCUGUUCGAAUCACUCAUAUUCCAACUGGAAUCGCCGUGGCAAUACAAGAUGAAAGGUCACAACACAUGAAUAAGGCUAAAGCACUCAAAGUACUAAGAGCCAGACUCUAUGAAAUUGAAAGGUCCAGACUUCACAUGAACCGUUCGAAGCUUCGCUCGGAGCAGAUUGGAAGUGGCGAUCGAUCGGAGCGGAUUCGAACAUAUAAUUUCCCCCAGGGACGAGUCACAGAUCACCGAGUUGGGAUCACUCACCAUGCUAUUGAGGAUGUCAUGGAAGGUGAGAGCUUAGAUGUUUUCGUAGACGCCCUUCUCUUGCAGGAAGAGAUGGACGACAUUGCCACCUUCAGCGCCUAAUCAGCUUUUUGUGGUAUGCUAUGUGAAAUAUAUUGCAAAGUUUGUUCUAUUUUAUUGGUUUUAUAUGUAUAUUAAUCUUAUACACCUUCGAAAUUAUAUACUAGUUAUUCAAAGUUUUGUAUUGGAUUAUAUACUGGUUAUGAAAUAAUUUGGUUAGUUUAGC
Phalaenopsis equestris is the source of this 1571-nucleotide messenger RNA. Its product is annotated as peptide chain release factor 1. Gene Ontology annotation, molecular function: translation release factor activity, codon specific. The coding region runs from base 137 to 1408 and encodes 423 amino acids. The transcript has 11 exons. NCBI's taxonomy places the organism in Eukaryota, Viridiplantae, Streptophyta, Magnoliopsida, Asparagales, Orchidaceae. Gene Ontology annotation, biological process: translational termination. The record is from RefSeq and is a predicted model, not a curated record.